This is a messenger RNA of Hydractinia symbiolongicarpus, 3210 nucleotides long. Its product is annotated as intraflagellar transport protein 56-like. Bases 119 to 1786 code for a protein of 555 amino acids. The record is from RefSeq and is a predicted model, not a curated record. Gene Ontology annotation, molecular function: protein binding; intraciliary transport particle B binding. NCBI's taxonomy places the organism in Eukaryota, Metazoa, Cnidaria, Hydrozoa, Anthoathecata, Hydractiniidae. The transcript has 21 exons. Gene Ontology annotation, cellular component: intraciliary transport particle B; ciliary base; ciliary basal body. Gene Ontology annotation, biological process: intraciliary transport involved in cilium assembly; intraciliary anterograde transport.
UAUUUGAUUUUAAUUUGGUACCAUAGGUGUAAUAUAAUGUAUCUUGUUUCAGUUCUUGUUCCAGACAUAGAUAUAGAAUACAUAAUAAGAAGGAUUUGACUGGAACAGCUCAACCAAGAUGAUGCUUCAAAGGCAGAAACCUGCCCUUGGUCCUAAUUCAGGAAGCCAACAAAAGGACACAAAGAAGAAAAAACGCUUGCCAAAGCUUGAAGAUUUUUUACAGGCGCGAGAUUAUACAGGAGCAAUAACACUAUUAGAGUUUACAAGACAGGCCGGCAAAAACAGUGAAGACAUUGCUUUGUGGGUUGCAUACUGUGCAUUUCAUUUAGGUGAUUACAAAAAGGCUUUUGAGGAAUACCAAGUACUAUUGAAACAAGAGAAAUGCCAUCCUGAUGUUCAUCCUAAUGUCGCUUGCUGUUAUUUCAUGAUGGGAAUGUACACUGAAUCCCAAAGUAUUCUUGAUAAUGGAACAAAUUCAAAGCUUGCAAACAGAUUAGCAUUUCAUCUCUCACAUAAGUUUAAUGAUGAACAGAAGUUGAUGGGUUUUCACUCAAAGUUGCAAGAUGUAGUUGAGGACCAGCUAAGUCUUGCAUCUAUUCAUUACCUCCGAAGUCAUUUCCAAGAAGCCAUAGAUAUUUACAAAAGAAUACUGCUGGAUAAUAGGGAUUUUUUAGCAUUAAAUACUUAUGUGGCACUGUGUUACUACAAAUUGGAUUAUUUCGAUGUGUCGCAAGAAGUCUUGUCAGUAUAUCUGCAACAUUAUCCUGACAGUGCGAUCGCAAUUAAUCUGAAAGCAUGCAAUCAUUUUAAAUUGUAUAAUGGAAAAGCUGCUGAAGCAGAGCUCAAGUCCUUGCAAGAAAUGACAAGUCCUUCAUUUAAUUAUGCCAAAGAUUUAAUUAAGCACAAUUUAGUUGUGUUUCGAAACGGAGAAAGUGCCUUACAAAUAUUGCCACCACUUCUGGAUGCUCUUCCCGAAGCAAGACUAAAUUUGGUAGUGUACUAUCUACGUCAAGAUGACAUUGAAGAAGCGUAUAAUUUGAUCAAAGAUGUGGAACCAACAUCACCAAAUGAGUACAUUCUAAAAGGUGUGGUCAAUGCAACGUUGGGACAAGAAAAAGGAUCUAGAGAACAUCUGAAGGUUGCACAGCAAUAUUUUCAACUAGUUGGUGGAUCAGCCAGCGAAUGUGACACGAUACAUGGGCGUCAAUGCAUGGCGUCGUGUUUCUUUUUGUUGAAACAAUUCGAAGACGUGCUCAUUUACUUUAACUCCAUCAAAAGUUAUUUCUACAAUGAUGACUCUUUCAACUUCAACUACGGCCAAGCCAAAGCGUCUGCUGGAAACUAUAAAGAAGCAGAAGAGGUUUUCUUGCUUAUCCAAAGUGAAAAGAUCAAAAACGAAUACAUUUAUAUUAGUUGGUUAGCACGAUGCUACAUCAUGAAUCGAAAGGCUCGUCUCGCGUGGGAAUUUUAUUUAAAAAUGGAGACGUCGUCGGAAUCGUUCAGUUUACUUCAACUUAUCGCAAACGAUUGUUAUAAGAUGGGACAGUUUUACUACGCUGCAAAAGCAUUCGAUGUAUUGGAGAGGUUAGAUCCAAACCCCGAGUAUUGGGAAGGAAAGCGUGGUGCGUGUGUGGGCGUUUUUCAAAUGAUCAUAGCUGGUCAUGAACCAAGGGACACACUUCGCGAUGUGUUACAGCUUUUAAGAAACUCUGCCAACCCGCAAGUGGAGUACAUCAUUCGAACAAUGAAAAAAUGGGCGAAAGAAAAUCGAGUUCCCGUUGUAUAAAAAAAAACAUCGGCAAAAAUAUUUAAUAUUUAUUAAUAGUAUAGAGAGCUUUUCCGACGUAUCUUUUUACUUUUCAUGGGUGGAAUAUCCUGAGGAACACAAGCCUUAACAAACUAAAAAUAUUUUGCCAACAUUUUUUGAAAUUUGCCUCGUUUGAUGCUGAACGCCAGUUUUUUUGUGAUCUUUUAAUGGUUAACUGAGGUGACUUUCUAUAAUUCAAUACUUUUCAUACAUUUAAAAUAAACUGUCUAUAUCGUUGUUACUUUAAAUUUUUUAUGAUAAAAAUGUUAUGCGUGCAAAAAUUUCGACGUGACGUGAAAAUGGAGCAUCGGCCAAGCAAGUUAUCGAACUUUAAAUUGUGAUUUUUUAAUACACGUUUUUUUAUACAACACACAUUCAGGUUAAUAAACAUAGCCUGAAUGUUUGUUAACCUUUCAAGAGAUUUUCUCGAAAAUUCUACUUUUUUUAAAAAAGGACCUAAAAACGGCUAGGUUUUUAAGAGAAAAAAUCAGUCGAAAUGAAAUGAACAAAAUUACAGAACGUUCGUUCAAAAUAAAAUAUUUGAUUUUCCGUAAAUGUUGAAUUCUUUGGUAAUCUCUGCGAUGAAGAGUGUUUUUUUCCGUAAGAGAACGUAAUUAAAAAGUAAAAGCUUAAUAAUAUUUUAUUUUGAAUUUCCUUUUAAAUAUUUAGGACGCUUUGUUUUGCUUUUCAUGUUCACGGAGAAAAUUUUUUUAGAUUGUAUAUAGAAGUCUGUGUAUAGUAUGGUAAACGAGCUUAAAAUUGGUAGCAAUUAUGCUGAACACAAGCAAAGUUUAGAAGUGUAAGCGAUCAAGACAAAUAAAAAUAUGUCAAGAUAUUUGGUGAGGCGAUUUAUACAGUUCCAACCGAAAAUACCGCUUAUCUGCAAUGGUAGAAUGGGACCUAAAUAUAGAACCUAUCACCUUGGAAAUCAUAUCUUGUAUCUAAAAAAAAAUCCGAAGAAGCACUAUCGCGAAAAUCCGUUUACGCUUGUAAAAAACAGAUCGAUCCUUAAUACAACCAGCAUCCAGCCGUAUAGUAACGUUACAACCAAUUCGCAUUCACCCAGUGAUGGUGCAAUAUCAAAGAUUCCGUUAGAUGAAUCAAAGCAAAAAGAAUACAGACCUCCUGGAACACAUUUAGAAAAUGGUGCGAUAAAAGACAGACCAGAAAUUAAUAGACUCGGACGAUUGCAGGCUUUCGUGCUCGUUGUUGCGUUUAUAUAUGUUGGCGGUCUGUUGUCUAGUUUAGGCGCACGCGCGUUGCAUGAGUACGAAAUUUUCACGCUACCAGAUGAUGACGGUGAAUUCUAGUCAAUUUUGUUUUAUUUAUUUAUUAGCAUGAAUUAUGUAAACUUCAAAUUAUAUAUAUGUUAAAUCUUUGAAAAAUAUUCCAAUGUUCCGUUA